UCUCCUUUAUCUCUCAGUCUGAUCCAAAACAACUCUUAUCUGUCUCUCUAAUUUUUGAUCUCUCGUCUUAGCCUUUACGUGUUGAAUGGGUUAUCUUCUUUAAUCUCCAAUCGAAUUGGGUUUUGAUUUCUUAUGUUUUUCGUUUCUUUAAUUUGAUUUGGAACCUGGAAUUUAAUUUUCUUCUAUGAUCAGAUUUUAGGGUUUGAGUAAGCGCACAGUUUAGGGAAAGGGGAGACAGUGGGUGUUUCGAAGAGCAGAGGGAGAUAAUGCCUUCGAUGCCCAUAAAAGUACUUUUGCUUCCUUUAGUUCCUUCUUUAACUCUGUUUCAUGGCUCUCAUCGUCUGAAACGGCUCGAAAAGGGUAAUCGGCGUGGUAAUCUUAGUUAACAUUAGAUUUUUUUUUUUUUUCAAAGUUUCUCUACCUCUUUUAGCUCUCUCCAGUUUUUUGUCGUUCUGUUUUCUGGGUUUCUGCAAUAGCAGCGAUUUGUCACGUUUCUUUAUUGGGUUUCUUGUGAUAGCAUCGUUUUGUGGAGAAAUUAGAAUCGGAGAUAGAGAGUCGGGUUUGGAGGAUUUUCCGACUCUUUGAUAAAAGUUAUUGAUAAGAGCUCUAAGAGUUUACUUCUAUUAUUUAUUGAUGGACAUGAUCUCUGGUCGGCCAGUUGGUAGUGGUGUUCUGGUUGAUGAAAUUGAAAGCAAAUUUUCCAAUUUUGUGCGCGUAGAAGAUGUUCAAGAAACAUUUGUAUCUGAUGGAGAUGAUAAUAGUGAUGCAGAGGAGGGAUGUGAAGAGCUAGAACCAUAUGGGCCUGAACUGGUUAGCAAGCGCCCAGAAAAUUGUGCUGCUGACGAAGAUAAUGAACCUGAAACGGCAUUGGAGCUACUGUUCUCUGAGCAAUCUGUACAGAUCUCAUUACCACUUGUUUCUGCUAUGAAAGGCAGCCGAGAAAAACUGGGAGCAUCCCCCAGGAAACUGACUGUGUCAUGGGCUCCUGAUGUGUAUGAUCCAAUUCCCAAUUCAUUAUCUCACACUGUUAAAGGCAAGCAGAAGAAGUCGAGGAGAGAUAAAGACAAAGACAACAACAAUAACUACAAGAAAAAUGGAAAGAAGGGACAGAAGGGCAACUCACGAGGAGGUGCUGGUGGUAAAGACAAGAAGCAGUUACGCAAAGCUGGUGGGAGGUCAAACAAGGGUUAUAAAACCCUAAAUACUUGUGAUGGAAUGGUCGACUCCUCUGACGAGCUUGGUGAAUUUGAUGUUGGUAGCCCGGACUAUUGUGGGAGUAGCUUCCUGAAAAACUCUCCCACAAAGUUUCACUACUCUGUUGCGGAGGCAUUGUGAACUCACAUCUCAGUUCUGCUUUAAGAUUUUGUGAAUAAAUAAAUUUUUGAAAAUGUGAAGCUAUGCUACGUACUUAAUCAAUCAUUUUGUUUAUGCUAUAACUAGAUAUUGAACUUCUAAAACUAGAUAUGAAACUUGUGUUGGGUUUCUGGUGCUUGUUUUGCAUUCUAUUAACUAUCAAAAGUUAUUAAUUUGCUGGCAGUAAGUUGUUAAUUU
Messenger RNA from Jatropha curcas, 1551 nucleotides. RefSeq lists its product as uncharacterized. The record is from RefSeq and is a predicted model, not a curated record. Lineage: Eukaryota; Viridiplantae; Streptophyta; Magnoliopsida; Malpighiales; Euphorbiaceae.